This is a messenger RNA of Mercurialis annua (annual mercury), 1238 nucleotides long. Its product is annotated as heat stress transcription factor C-1. The transcript is spliced from 2 exons. The record is from RefSeq and is a predicted model, not a curated record. Gene Ontology annotation, molecular function: DNA-binding transcription factor activity; RNA polymerase II cis-regulatory region sequence-specific DNA binding. Bases 89 to 1033 code for a protein of 314 amino acids. NCBI's taxonomy places the organism in Eukaryota, Viridiplantae, Streptophyta, Magnoliopsida, Malpighiales, Euphorbiaceae. Gene Ontology annotation, biological process: regulation of transcription by RNA polymerase II. Gene Ontology annotation, cellular component: nucleus.
CCAUCAUUUCUCCUUUUAGCAAUCCCUAAUUUCUCCCACUCUCACACUUUUUUUUCUCUUCUUAUUUCUAAAUUAGGGUUUUUUUUGUAUGUAUGGGAUGGAGAGUGGUAAUAGCAAUAAUAUUAUAGCUCCGUUCGUCAUGAAAACUUAUCAAAUCGUCAACGAUCCGAUCACCGAUCCGUUAAUUACUUGGGGUAAAGCUAACAAUACUUUCGUCGUCGUUGACCCUUUAGACUUUUCGCAACGGAUUUUGCCGGUUUAUUUCAAGCACAACAACUUUUCUAGCUUCGUUCGUCAGCUAAAUACUUAUGGAUUUCGAAAAGUUGAUCCGGAUAAAUGGGAAUUUGCCAACGAGUGGUUUCUUCGCGGGCAAAAGCAAUUACUGAAGAAUAUAGCUCGUCGCAAACAUAAUAAAAGUUCGGGUAAAUUCGAAGAGUUUGAUAAUGAAGAACUGGCUAUGGAAAUAGCAAGACUAAAGCAAGAACAGAGAGUGUUGGAUAAGGAACUUGAAGGCAUGAAUAAGCGUUUAGAAGCGACGGAGCGACGGCCGCAACAAAUGAUGGCUUUUCUUUAUAAAGUUGUUGAAGAUCCCGAUCUUCUUCCUCGUAUGAUGCUGCAAAAAGAAAAAACUAAACAACUUAAUAGCGACAAGAAGCGUCGUCUGUUGUUUUCUUCCCCGUCGACGUCGUCUUCUGGCGGAGCUGCCACUUCUAGUUCAGUGAAGUCUGAAGAAGAAGAAGCUGGGUUUGAUGGGGAUUAUAAUAGCAAAGUAUACAAUAAUUUUUGUCGGUCUUCAUCGUCGCCGGAGAUAAAUAUUGUAGGGUGGUUAGGUGAGCCGGGAUACUCAGGUGGAGGGAUUGAGGGUAAUAUGACAGUAGCAGUUUCUCCGUCGCCGCUAAUACUUGCGGGUAAUAAUUUGACAAGUUAUGGAGGCGGUGGUCAAAUGAGUUAUUUGGGAGAUUUUGCGGCGGAUGUGGACGCGAACGCAGCACCGCCGCCUUAUCCAUUUUCUCUUUUUGGAGGUGGAUUUUAGUUGAGUUUAGUUGGUUGUUAUUCACAUGAUUUCUCUUGCAUCCUAUCUUCUUUUUUCUUUUUAAUUUUCGUAUUUUAAUUAUUUUUUAGUUUUUUUCUCUAGUAAUAUUUUCAUGUAAAAAGAUUAAAAGAAGGCCAUAUACUGCUUAUGAUAAAUGUUAUUUUGUAUCAUAACCAAAAUAAAUAGAAAAUUCUUUUUGUAUAAA